Molecule: messenger RNA, 2045 nt
Organism: Nanorana parkeri
Lineage: Eukaryota; Metazoa; Chordata; Amphibia; Anura; Dicroglossidae
Gene: PPM1H
Product: protein phosphatase, Mg2+/Mn2+ dependent 1H
Exons: 10
Coding region: 216-1748 (510 amino acids)
Biological process (GO): protein dephosphorylation
Molecular function (GO): protein serine/threonine phosphatase activity
Source: RefSeq, a predicted model, not a curated record
UUGCUGGUCACAUGACUGGCCGCCUGUCACAUGAUCCAAGGUUUAGUGGCUCAGUGAGCGCUAGCGAUCCGCAGAACUGGAGCUCGUAUUUCUCACGUUGAUUUCCGUGUGUGAUCGGUGCUGGCGGCCCGUUCCAUGCCGGGCUCCACACAAGGGGAAGGGCGAUCUGCCUGCUGAUUUCUUCAUGCUCCCUCCGGCGGGUCUCCUCCUGUAAUAUGCUCACCCGAAUGAAAUCUGCGGUGGCCAAUUUAAUGGGUGGAAUCAUGGCUGGCAGUUCGGGCUCCGAUCAUUCCAAUGGCUCCGACUUACCUAUGAAGUUCCCAUAUGUCAGACCCGAAUUCCUGGGGCUGUCACAGGACGAGAUCGAGUGCUCGGCCGACCACAUCGCCAGACCCAUCCUCAUCCUAAAGGAGACCAAGAGGUUACCGUGGAUCACCGGCUAUGCAGAGGUAAUAAAUGCAGGAAAGAGCACACACAAUGAAGAUCAAGCAAGCUGUGAAGUGAUGUUUGUGAAGAAGAAAGCUGGAAUUCACUCCACCCCAAACAAGUCUUCGUCAAACAAGCGACGAACAUCAUUACCUAACGGGGAAGGUUUACAGUUAAGAGAUAGCCCAGAGGCGGACGGAAUAACUUUUCAGUAUUGGGCCCUGUUUGAUGGACACGCAGGUGCUGGAGCAGCUGUUGUAGCAUCAAAGCUUCUUCAUCACCACAUCACAGAUCAGCUACAGGACAUUGUAGACAUCUUGAAGAACUCAGCAGUUUUACCUCCAACAUGUCUAGGGGAGGAUCCAGAAACUACUUCUAGCAAUAGCAGGACUCUGACUAGAGCCGCCUCAUUACGCGGGGGUGGCGGUGCACCAGGCUCACCAAGCACACCUCAAACGCGCUUCUUCACUGAGAAAAAAGUCCCACAUGAGUGUCUGGUUAUUGGAGCACUUGAAAAUGCCUUUAAGGAAAUGGAUCUGCAAAUUGAGCGAGAGAGAAGUUCUUACAAUAUAUCUGGAGGCUGUACGUCUCUUGUCGUUGUCUACUUACUGGGGAAAAUCUAUGUAGCCAAUGCUGGUGACAGCAGGGCUAUAAUUAUCCGAAAUGGAGAAAUAAUUCCAAUGUCUUCCGAGUUCACUCCAGAAACAGAGCGCCAAAGGCUGCAGUACCUGGCUUUUCUGCAGCCUCACCUGCUGGGGAAUGAAUUUACACAUUUAGAAUUUCCAAGAAGAGUGCAACGUAAGGAGCUGGGCAAGACGAUGCUUUACAGAGACUUCAAUAUGACAGGCUGGGCCUACAAGACAAUUGAAGAUGAUGAUUUAAAAUUCCCUCUAAUAUACGGAGAAGGAAAAAAGGCUCGGGUAAUGGCUACAAUUGGAGUUACCAGGGGACUUGGUGAUCAUGAUUUGAAAGUUCAUGAUUCAAAUAUUUACAUUAAACCUUUUCUUUCUUCCGUGCCAGAGGUGCGAGUUUAUGAUCUUCAGCAGUAUGAGCACAGUGCAGAUGAUGUGCUAGUUUUGGCAACGGAUGGCCUCUGGGAUGUCUUGUUAAAUGAAGAAGUGUCUGAAGCUGUUACAAAUUUCCUAGCAUGCUGUGACCCAGAUGACCCUCACAGAUACACAAUGGCAGCUCAGGACCUGAUAAUGCGAGCAAGAGGUGUGCUGAAGGACAGGGGCUGGAGAAUAUCCAAUGACCGGCUUGGAUCGGGAGAUGACAUCUCUGUGUACGUCAUACCAUUAAUACAUGGCAACAAACAGUCUUGAGGGUAACCUGGAGGCAGGCAGCUUUUAUAAGUUAUGUACUGUUAACCUGUUGUGAAUGGGAACAUGAUUGGAAAUUUCACUACUGAUAAAAUGGUAUUGCCCAGUCUCCCAAAACUUGUGUUUGGGGCCUCGGAUGGAGCAUACUCAAAUGCUGCUAAUGAUGUAUGAUUUCUCCUAUUGUACACUAAAACCCUAACCUGACGGACUUAUUUAGUACGACGAUGCAAAAAGUAAUGUUGCACAAAAAGCAGUAACUGAAAGCUAACAGCCAGAAUUUAGUUCACUGAAGUUACAGAA